Molecule: messenger RNA, 6207 nt
Organism: Nerophis lumbriciformis (worm pipefish)
Lineage: Eukaryota; Metazoa; Chordata; Actinopteri; Syngnathiformes; Syngnathidae
Source: RefSeq, a predicted model, not a curated record
CCCGGUCCAAAGGCUCCGGAGACCGGGGUGUCCUCCCAUGCCGCCUCGCCGCAGAGUGGACGCGGCGGUCGGUCGGCGGAAGGCGGACGUGUCGGCGCCGUCAUGAUGCUGAUGGGCGAGCAGGCCGAGCGACCUUUGACACCGCCCACCGCCACGCAGCAACUGCUUCAUCCCCGAGGGAGGCGUUCCGGGGCGGAAAAAGAAUCUCAGAGGAGACGAAGAAGACCCGCAGACCUCCAGCUGGCUUUGGACACCGAACCGGAAACCAGCGAGAGUGGGAAGAAGACCACCGGAAGCCGCAGACUGAACCCCGUGGAGCAGCUGUCACCUGUGACCAGUCCCACCCGGAAGAAGUCUCCGUCCGUGCAGGUGCGUCACUCGGGUGUUGGGGUGUGUCCUCCCGUGCAGCGUGUGUCCAAGACCACCGCUCACUUCCACAAGCUCUUCAAGGAGGUGGGCCGAGACCAGGCGCUCCAACAAAGCUACACCUGUGCCCUGCAGAAGGACAUCUUGUACCAGGGGAGGAUGUUUCUCUCUCAGAACUGGAUCUGCUUCCACUCCAAGGUCUUUGGCAGAGACACCAAGAUCGCCAUCCCGGCGGCGUCGGUGACGCUGAUCAAGAAGACCAGGACGGCUCUGCUGGUGCCAAACGCCCUCGUCAUCCAGAGGUCACAUGAUCAGCACGUCUUCGUGUCCUUCCUGUCCCGCAACACCGCCUACAAGUUCCUGCGCUCCGUCUGCGUCCACCUGGAGGUGGAGAAGACGUGCGGCGGCGAUGUUGAGGACGACUUCGGAGCCCGGGUGCCGCCGUCCCUUCCUCGGGCCAGUCGGGAUGUUUUUACCCCCCCGUGGCGUCCAUUGUCCAGCUUCCUGUGCGCACCGCAGGACUUCUCCGGAACCUUCUCUGAUGAGGACGGCGUGGGGCGCCCCGGGCGGCGGGAGACCACGGACAGCAGCAGCUCGGGGUCCCAGACUCCGGACUACGACAAACUAAACGACUUUGCCGGCCUCCCGUUUGUCGUCGGCGGCGUGACGAGCGGAGAAGUUUCCGUCCUGGCUGACGUUCACCUGCAGCCGGCCACAAAAAACGAGGGGUCACCUGGGGGUGAGGCCACACAGGUGCACAAGUUCCGGCGUCACGCGUCCUUGCGCGCCGUCCUGCUACUCUACUUGUUUUUGGCCGGCGUCCUGGUGGCGUCCUCCUGCUACAUGGCCUUCAAGAUGGCGGGCCUGGAGCGUCGUCUGAACUCCAUGUUGGCGGCCGGGGAGCGCCUGCACGGCUCGACCGCAGCGAGGCUUCGGGACGCUGAGAUGGUCCAAGAGCUCGCCGCCAACCUGUUCAAGCUGGACAAGGUUCGGAGAAACCUCCAGAAGCUGCUUGACGACCCUCUGUUUCCGCCCGUCCAGACUCUGUUUCCGCCUGCCCAGACUCUGUUUGCGCCCAUGCAGACUUUGUUUGCGCUCGCCCCGACUCUGUUUGCGCCCGUCCAGACUCUGUUUGCGCCCGCCCAGACUCUGUUUGCGCCGGCUUGGACUUUGUUUGCACCCGCACUGACUUUGUCGCUCCAACGCAGACUUUGUUUCCGUCCACACAGCCUCUGUUUGCGCCCGCUCCGACUCGACUUUUUUUGCACUCGCCCCGACUCUGUUUGCGCCCGCCCCGACUCUGUUUGCGCCCGUCCAGACUCUGUUUGCGCCCGUCCAGACUCUGUUUGCGCUCGUCCAGACUCUGUUUCCGCCUUCCCAGACUCUGUUUGCGCCCGUCCAGACUCUGUUUGUGCCCGCCCAGACUCUGUUUCCACCUGCCCAGACUCUGUUUCCGCCUGCCCCGACUCUGUUUGCGCCCGCCCCGACUCUGUUUGCGCCCGCACAGCCUCUGUUUCCGCCUGCCCAGACUCUGUUUGCGCCCAUGCAGACUUUGUUUGCGCUCGCCCCGACUCUGUUUGCGCCCGCCCAGACUCUGUUUGCGCCGGCUUGGACUUUGUUUGCACCCGCACUGACUUUGUCGCUCCAACGCAGACUUUGUUUCCGUCCACACAGCCUCUGUUUGCGCCCGCUCCGACUCGGUUUGCGCCCGCCCAGACUCAGUUUGCGCCCGCUCAGACUUUGUUUGCACCCGCACUGACUUUGUCGCUCCAACGCAGACUUUGUUUCCGUCCACACAGCCUCUGUUUGCGCCCGCUCCGACUCUGUUUGCGCCCGCCCAGACUCUGUUUGCGCCCGCCCAGACUCUGUUUGCGCCCGCUUGAACUUUGUCGCUCCAACGCAGACUUUGUUUCCGUCCACACAGCCUCUGUUUGCGCCCGCUCCGACUCGGUUUGCGCCCGCCCAGACUCAGUUUGCGCCCGCUUAGACUUUGUUUGCACCCGCACUGACUUUAUUGCGCCCAUGCAGACUUUUUUUGCACUCGCCCCGACUCUGUUUGCGCCCGCCCCGACUCUGUUUGCGCCCGUCCAGACUCUGUUUGCGCCCGUCCAGACUCUGUUUGCGCUCGUCCAGACUCUGUUUCCGCCUUCCCAGACUCUGUUUGCGCCCGUCCAGACUCUGUUUGUGCCCGCCCAGACUCUGUUUCCACCUGCCCAGACUCUGUUUCCGCCUGCCCCGACUCUGUUUGCGCCCGCCCCGACUCUGUUUGCGCCCGCACAGCCUCUGUUUCCGCCUGCCCAGACUCUGUUUGCGCCCAUGCAGACUUUGUUUGCGCUCGCCCCGACUCUGUUUGCGCCCGCCCAGACUCUGUUUGCGCCGGCUUGGACUUUGUUUGCACCCGCACUGACUUUGUCGCUCCAACGCAGACUUUGUUUCCGUCCACACAGCCUCUGUUUGCGCCCGCUCCGACUCGACUUUUUUUGCACUCGCCCCGACUCUGUUUGCGCCCGCCCCGACUCUGUUUGCGCCCGUCCAGACUCUGUUUGCGCCCGUCCAGACUCUGUUUGCGCUCGUCCAGACUCUGUUUCCGCCUUCCCAGACUCUGUUUGCGCCCGUCCAGACUCUGUUUGUGCCCGCCCAGACUCUGUUUCCACCUGCCCAGACUCUGUUUCCGCCUGCCCCGACUCUGUUUGCGCCCGCCCCGACUCUGUUUGCGCCCGCACAGCCUCUGUUUCCGCCUGCCCAGACUCUGUUUGCGCCCAUGCAGACUUUGUUUGCGCUCGCCCCGACUCUGUUUGCGCCCGCCCAGACUCUGUUUGCGCCGGCUUGGACUUUGUUUGCACCCCCUCUGUUUGCGCCCGCUCCGACUCGGUUUGCGCCCGCCCAGACUCAGUUUGCGCCCGCUCAGACUUUGUUUGCACCCGCACUGACUUUAUUGCGCCCAUGCAGACUUUUUUUGCACUCGCCCCGACUCUGUUUGCGCCCGCCCCGACUCUGUUUGCGCCCGUCCAGACUCUGUUUGCGCCCGUCCAGACUCUGUUUGCGCUCGUCCAGACUCUGUUUCCGCCUUCCCAGACUCUGUUUGCGCCCGUCCAGACUCUGUUUGUGCCCGCCCAGACUCUGUUUCCACCUGCCCAGACUCUGUUUCCGCCUGCCCAGACUCUGUUUGCGCCGGUUUGCACCCGCCCAGACUCUGUUUGCGCCCGCUUGGACUUUGUUUGCACCCGCACUGACUUUAUUGCGCCCAUGCAGACUUUUUUUGCACUCGCCCCGACUCUGUUUGCGCCCGCCCCGACUCUGUUUGCGCCCGUCCAGACUCUGUUUGCGCCCGUCCAGACUCUGUUUGCGCCCGUCCAGACUCUGUUUGCGCUCGUCCAGACUCUGUUUCCGCCUGCCCAGACUCUGUUUGCGCCCAUGCAGACUUUGUUUGCGUUCGCCCCGACUCUGUUUGCGCCCGUCCAGACUCUGUUUGCGCCCAUCCAGACUCUGUUUCCGCCUGCCCAGACUCUGUUUGCGCCGGCUUGGACUUUGUUUGCACCCGCACUGACUUUGUUGCUCCAACGCAGAUUUUGUUUCCGUCCACACAGCCUCUGUUUGCGCCCGCUCCGACUCGACUUUGUUUGCGCCCACCCCGACUCUGUUUGCGCCCGUCCAGACUCUUUUUGCGCCUGCGUUGACUUUGUGUGCACCCACACUGACUUUGUUGCGCCCACGCAGACUUUGUUUGCGCCCACCCCGACUCUGUUUGUGCCCGCCCAGACUCUGUUUGCGCCCGCCCAGACUCUGUUUGCGCCCGCCCAGACUCUGCGCCCGCUUGGACUUUUCUAUGUUUGCGUCCGGCCCGUCCAGACUCUGUUUGCGCCCGCUUGGACUUCGUUUGCGCCCGUCCAGUCUCUGUUUGUGCCUGCUUGGACUUUGUUUGGACUCGCACCGUCUCUGCUUCCUCUGUUUGCGCCCGCCCAGACUCUGUUUGCGCCCGCCCAGACUCUGUUUGCGCCCGCUUGGACUUUGUUUGUGUUCCGGUUGCUAAGUGUGCCGGUCAUACACACAAGAUCGGACAGCAUGGCCGCUCAGGAGCCGUCGCCGCCGUCGUCCAUGGAGAGCAACAAGCCGGGCUUCCCCAAGAAGAUCCUGGGCAACAAGCUGGAGGACAAGCACCUGUGCAACUGCUGCCACAACAUCCUGCGGCGGCCCGUCCAGGCGCAGUGCGGCCAUCGCUUCUGCUCGUACUGCUUCAACCUGGCCGUCAGUAACGGGCCGCACAAGUGCAGCGCUUGCAUCAAGGAGGACAUUUUCGAAGAACCCACGUCUAUCCUGAGACAAGGAUGCGCUUUUCCCGACAACGCAGUUCGCAGGGAGGUGGAGAACCUCUCGGCGCUCUGCAUCAACGAAAGCUGCACCUGGAGAGGAACCAUCAAGGAGUACGAGCUGAACCACGAAGGCAAGUGCGAGUUCAUGGUCGUCCCGUGCCCGUCCUGCAAGGAGCGGAUUCGCUUCAGCGAGCAGGAGCGCCACAGCGAGCGCGAGUGCCCGGAGAGGACGCUCAACUGCAAGUACUGCAAGGAACCCUUUCACUUCAAAAACAUCAAGGCACACGAUGAGAUCUGUCCCAAGUACCCGAUGAUCUGCGAGGGCUGCGCCAAGAAGAAGAUACCCAGGGAGAAGUAUGUGGACCACAUCAAGUUCUGCAGCAAAUUCAGGACGCCGUGUCGCUUUCACGUCGUGGGAUGCGACAUGUCUGUGGAGAAAGAGAAGACUCACGACCACGAGCGUGCGUUUGCCUACGAGCACCUCAACCUGCUGCUGCACUACAUCAUGGGCAUGAAGGUGAGCAUGGAGGGGCUGCAGCCGCAGGGUCUGGAGGUGGCGGGACACAAACUGGUGGAACUGCAGCAGUCCCUCAGGGAACUGGAGGCCCGAGUCUCCCAGCUCAGCACCACCUCCCCCUGGCCUCCCGUGCAGGGAGCCGCCGCCUCCUCGUCCUCCGGCUCGGGCCCGUCCGCCUCGGCGCCCCUGCCGCCGCCACCCACUCUGGCGCCCACCCUCUCCGUGUCUACCUCCUUCACGCCGCUGCCCAGCUCGGUGGGCGCGGCGCUGGAGCUGCAGCUCCACAGCGAGAAGACCAAGGUGGCCGAGCUGGGCCGCCGGUGCACCGAGUUGGAGGUGAAGUCCGGCACCUUUGAAAACGUGGUGUGCGUCCUCAACAGAGAAGUGGAGCGCUUCGCCACCACCAUGGAGGCCAGCAACCGCCAGCACAAGCUGGACCAGGACAAGAUCGAGGCUUUGAGUAACAAGGUGCGGCAGCUGGAGAGGACGGUGGGGCUGAAGGACCUGACGGUGGCAGAGAUGGAGGGUCGGCUGAGGGAGAUGUCUGCCACCACCUUUGAUGGCGUCUUUGUCUGGAGGAUCUCAGAUUUUGCCAAAAAGAGACAGGACGCUAUCGCGGGGCGAGCCCCCGCCAUGUUCUCGCCAGCGUUCUACACCAGCAAGUACGGCUACAAGAUGUGUCUGCGGAUCUACCUGAACGGCGACGGGACGGGCCGAGGCAGCCACCUGUCCUUGUUCUUCGUGGUCAUGCGAGGACUCAGCGACGCCCUGCUCAAAUGGCCCUUCAACCAAAAGGUGACGCUGAUGUUGCUGGACCAGAGCAACCGCGAGCACAUCAUCGACGCCUUCCGCCCCGACGUCACCUCCUCCUCCUUCCAGCGGCCCGUCAGCGAGAUGAACAUCGCCAGCGGCUGCCCGCUCUUCUGCCCGCUCUCCAAGCUGGACGCCAAAAACUCCUACAUCCGCGACGACACCAUCUUCAUCAAGGCCAUCGUGGACCUCACCGGCCUCUAG